AGCCACAGAAAAAUUCAACGAGCAUGAGAAGUCUAAACUUCAUUGUGAUGCCAUUCAAAAAAUUGCUGCCGCUGUUCAAAGCACCCCAAUUACUGCUAUUUUAUCUGAUGCUGCCCGCCAAGCUCAAGCCACAGCAAGGCAUGUUUUGGAGCUAAUGUUCAGGUCAGUGCUCUUCCUGGGAAAAAAGGGGGUGGCUUCUCGGGGUGACAGCACAGGUGAUGGCAUUUUUUAUGAACUGAUGCUUGAACGUACAUACAAUCUCCCAAGAGAGAGACAGUGGAUUGAGAGGAGAAAUAACUGGCUCUCGGACACAAUCCAGAAUGAAAUCAUUCAACAGUAUGCCUGCGCAAUUCAACGUGAGAUUGUAUCCCGUGCCACAAAUUGUCUGUUCUAUGGACUCACAGCUGAUGGUACCACAGACUCCAGCACAAUGGAGCAAUUCUCCUUGACACUGCAGUAUGUGGAUGAGAAACUGGAGAGUCACUCUGAUUUACUUGGAUUUUACAGUGCCCCUGACAGCAGCGGAGAGACCCUGUUCAAGUGCAUCAAAGAUGUAUUUCUCAGGCUGAACAUCCCAAUUGAGCGUCUCCAUGGAUAUUGUUUCGAUGGAGCUUCUAACAUGUCAGGACGGUUUUCGGGUGUUCAGGCAUGGCUAAAAAAACAUGCCCAGAGUCCCUCUUCGUCCACUGCGCCAACCAUUCACUUGACUUAGUUCUUCAGGAGGCUGCACGUGAGGUGGGUCUUAUCGCAGAUUCGGUUAACUUUGUUCAGGGCGUAGCCGUGGUAAUCCGUGAAUCAGCAAAACGCAAGGAUCUCUAUCAGUCCAUGUUUGGCUGUGAUGAUGUAGUUACCUUACUGGCAAUAUGUCCAACAAGAUGGUGCAUACGAACAACAGCUAUCAAACAUGUGUGUAGUGGCUACAGAGAAAUCAUCAAAACACUGGAGCAGCUUAAGGAGGACAGGAGUGUGAGAGGAGAUAUCAGAGCAAAGAUCAGCGGCUUGCACAAGCAAGCAAUGAAAGCAAAAACCUAUUAUGGCCUCCUCUGUUGUGAAGCAAUAUUCGAGCCAUGCGAGUCGGUGGCCAGGAGUUUGCAGCAUGCCAAAGCCAGUGCACUGGGUGCCCUUAAGUGUGCUGAACUGCUUGAAAGACGCAUGGAGGCCCUUCGGGAUGAUGCAGUGGUGGAUAACAUGCUACAAACUGUAUCCUCAGCAGGACUUAAAAUGCCAGAAGAGAACAGGAUGACAAAAACCCCAACCCGCUAUCGACACACAGCAGAGCCAGAGGCAGAAGCAAAAGUUGCACAACACUCAUUAUGGAGACGAGAGUUUUAUGAAGCUGUGGACUUGGUCAGAGCAGAAGUAAAGAGGCGAUUUGAUCAAGAUGGUAUGAAAACAGCAGCUCUCAGAGAAAAACCAUGACGCAAAAACGACUGACCCACCUUGCUCUGAUGCAUGUUCAUGGAGAUAUUUUGGACAGUUUGGACAUUGAGACCCUCAUGCGUGACUUCAUCAGCAUCAACCUGGAGAGAAAGGCCACAUUUGGAGUUCUGCAUGCAGGCAGGCAGUAAAGAUUUGCUAAAUAUGUCCUGAGUACCAAAGGAAGUGGAGACGACGAUGAGCAAGGGUUGUUGCCUUAGUGGAACAUGAUAGCAGAUCUGAAUCCGAGGGGUCAGUGGAGCCAGCCUUGGUGGGUGAGGGCAAUCCCCUCACGGAGGGAUCAACACAUGACAAAUUUCAUCCCAUACUAUAACAGUCGAACAGCAUCACUUCUUGAGUGUUUUAAUAAACAGCUGGGCUGUCACACUUACAGGGGGAAAGAACAGGUGAUAACAGGCUUCAUGACAGUGAACAUCGGUCGGUAUUAAGGUGGUGUGCUUUGAUCUAUCUAGAGUUGAUGGAUCUUCUCUCAAAUCUUCUCUCAUGACUGUGUGAACAAAGUCAUGCACAGGUUUAUAUUUACCUUGCAUUGUUUGUGUGUAUUGCUGCAUAAUAUUUCAGUAAAUUAUAUAUAUGAUUGCCACAAUAAUAAACCCAGCCUUUGAUAUUACUUGAAUUCAGGAUUUAACCUGUCACACACCAUUAUAUCUCCUUAUAUACCUGCUUGUUUUCUUGCUCAGAAGUUUUAUGAUGUCCGUACUAACUCGGACAGUCAGCCAGACUUGAAAAGAAGUCAUUCAAAGCUACACCUUUAUGUAAUUCAAGGUAAUUUUGGCCUUGUAACAUUAAAAAAAUAUCUUGUUCCUUGUCUUAUGUCAUUUUUAUUGGUACCCUUUAUCUAUUCAGGGGACAUUCUCUAAAAGACUACCUGUCUUUAUCAGAGAUGUCCUGUUCACGUUUACACAGUUACACACCUGGUUAAGGGUCUUUCUCAAGGGCACCACAGUGGGAUUGAAGAGGGAGCGGAGAAAUGCUGUUUUUUCACAGCUAAAAAAACAGCUAAAAUCUAACACGCAAUGCAGAAAAACU
Onychostoma macrolepis is the source of this 2466-nucleotide messenger RNA. RefSeq lists its product as uncharacterized. The transcript is spliced from 3 exons. Lineage: Eukaryota; Metazoa; Chordata; Actinopteri; Cypriniformes; Cyprinidae. The record is from RefSeq and is a predicted model, not a curated record. The coding region runs from base 649 to 1419 and encodes 256 amino acids.